This is a messenger RNA of Myodes glareolus (Bank vole), 3092 nucleotides long. It is a transcript of the gene Hao1, whose product is annotated as hydroxyacid oxidase 1. The record is from RefSeq and is a predicted model, not a curated record. NCBI's taxonomy places the organism in Eukaryota, Metazoa, Chordata, Mammalia, Rodentia, Cricetidae. Gene Ontology annotation, molecular function: oxidoreductase activity; FMN binding.
AAACCCCCAGAAUAUCUAAGGUUGCUGUACCCUGCUGCAAUGUUGCCCCGGCUGGUCUGCAUCCGUGAUUAUGAAGAGCACGCCAGAUCAGUGCUUCAAAAGUCAGUAUAUGAUUAUUACAAAUCUGGGGCCAACGAUCAGGAGACCUUGGCUGAUAAUAUUAGAGCGUUUUCUAGAUGGAAGCUGUAUCCACGGAUGCUCCGGAAUGUUGGUGAUAUCGACCUGUCGACUUCUGUUUUAGGACAGAGGGUCAGCAUGCCAAUAUGUGUUGGGGCAACUGCCAUGCAGUGCAUGGCUCAUGUGGACGGGGAGCUGGCCACUGUCAGAGCCUGUCAGACCAUGGGAACAGGUAUGAUGCUGAGUUCCUGGGCCACCUCCUCAAUAGAAGAAGUGGCAGAAGCCGGCCCCAAGGCACUUCGUUGGAUGCAACUGUACAUCUACAAAGACCGUGAGGUCAGCAGGCAGCUAGUGAAGCGAGCUGAGCAGAUGGGUUACAAGGCAAUAUUUGUGACUGUGGACACCCCUUACCUGGGCAACCGCUUCGAUGAUGUGCGUAACAGAUUCAAGCUGCCGCCACAACUCAGGAUGAAAAACUUUGAAACCAAUGAUUUGGCAUUUUCUCCUAAUGGGAAUUUCGGAGACAACAGUGGACUUGCUGAAUAUGUGGCACAAGCCAUAGACCCAUCUCUCAGCUGGGAUGACAUUAAAUGGCUCAGACGAUUGACAUCACUGCCUAUUGUUGUAAAGGGCAUUUUGAGAGGCGAUGAUGCUAGAGAAGCUCUGAAGCAUGGUGUGGACGGGAUCUUGGUGUCCAAUCACGGGGCGAGACAACUGGAUGGUGUGCCAGCUACUAUUGAUGCUCUGCCAGAAAUCAUCGAGGCUGUGGAAGGGAAGGUGGAAGUCUUCCUGGACGGAGGUGUAAGGAAGGGCACUGAUGUUCUCAAAGCUCUGGCCCUGGGAGCCAAGGCUGUGUUUGUGGGGAGACCCAUCAUAUGGGGCUUGGCUUUCCAGGGAGAAAAAGGUGUUCAAGAUGUCCUUGAGAUCCUGAAGGAAGAAUUCCGGCUGGCCAUGGCUCUCAGCGGGUGCCAGAAUGUGAAAGUCAUCGACAAGACAUUGGUGAGGAAAAAUCCUUUGGCCGUUUCCAAGAUCUGACAGUGCACAAUAUUUUCCCAUCUGUAUUAUUUUUUUUCCAGCAUGUAUUACUUGACAAAGAGACACUGUGCAGAGGGUGACCACAGACUGUAACUCCCCACUUCAAUACAAAGGGUGUCGUUCUUCUCCAACAAAAUAGCGAUCCCUUUUCGUUCAUUGCUUUUGACUUUUCAAUGGGUGUCCUAGGAACCUUUUAGAAAGAAAUGGACUUGCAUCCUGGAAAUAUAUUAACUGUUAAAAAGAAAACAUUGAAAAUGUGUUUAGACAACGUCAUCCCCUGGCAGGCUUAAGUGCUGGGAAACAAAAGAUAUCCUCUGGUAAAAUUGGAGGUAGUGGACUGAAGGAAAAGAUAAUGACCUCCCUGUUUAUUAACCUGUCUUAUGUUUAGAUUUCCUUAAGACAGUGCUUCUUACAGUGUGUGCUGGGCUGUGAAAUGCUGGAAAUGCCCAAAGAAACAUGACGCUUGGAUCUGCUGUGUUGAGAAAACAGCACUAGGUAGAAUUGAAAUGGAUGGUGGUCAUUUGUGAUUUUUCUAGGGACUUUUUGACUUUUAGCACCUAGGUCUCUGAAGGUGUAUUUCCAGCCAUGUAUUGAGUAUGUGAAUGUACCUGAAUGCCGUGUGGUCGUCACCCUGUUUGAAAAGGAUAUGUCUUGUCCACUUGGGCCAACAUGAAAUGACUUUCAUUUUUGAACUCUGUCUACUCAUUCCUUUUUUUUGAAAUACUGAUUUCCUAGCUCCCCCUGAAUCUUUCCCAAUCCUCCUCACUUAUAGCCACAUUUAGGGUCAAGUAUGUAUUUUGUGGGGUUCAUGGUGAAUAAAGAUAAGGAAUUUUUGCUCAGAAGGAAGCCCCCCCUGCAAAAAAAGCCAUUUACUUUUACCACAAUAAUUUCCAUAAUUGUCAAUGUUGCUUUCUUGUUUUUUUCUACUUAAUGUCAUUCUUCCUUGGACAUGGGGCAGUAAAGACAUUCUACCAUGCCAACUGAAGACCCUAUGAAAUACCUAUGGUUCUCACUUGCACCUUGCCCUUCUUAGACCCAUGCCCCAGGACUUGCACAGUGUGGCACAACUUGACUCAGUAUACACUCCACUUGUCUCAUUGAAUGUCACUUCAAAGACACAGUUUUUGAAGGUAAAAUUGUUAGUCGUUUAAAUACAACAACCCUUCUGUACACUGUGAAGGUAACAACACAGGGCUGUUAGUUUUAGUCCCAAUGUGAGAUUUCUGCAAGGGGAGGCACACUUGCCUUCUGCAGUAAUUCUGAUCAAACAUUAUGGAGUGUUGAAUGAAGUCACUGAGAAAGAGACUUGCCAUCUUGUGAUCUUCUCCAUUCAGCUUCUGAAUCCCAGGUCACUGCUAAAUGAUAGCAGUGUGGACUUGGGUUUUCCUUUUGAAAUUAUGUCUAUGUUUGAUUGAAACAAGAAGUCACUUAUUCUGAUAAAAAUGGGAAGAGUUAGCUUUCAUCUUUUCCUCCAGAUGUGGAGGAAACAUUAUCUUCAUAUUGUACCAUGCUGUACUUUCUAGUUAAUCAGUGAAGAAGUGUUCCUUACUGAUUAGCAAUUUUUUUGCUGUUAAUGUGCAAUAUGCAUUGUGGCUGCAUUGCUGGGGAUGCCAUCCAAAAAUGCUGAUAGUAGUUCAGGAAGUGAAGUUCCAUAAGAAGGAUUUAUUCAAGUUACAACAAGAAUGGAUGUAGAUGUGUAAAUUUCCUGUAACUUUUUGUAACAUCAGAACUAUGCUAUGUAGAUUUCUUUUAAUGUCUUCAGGGAUAGACUAUGUCCCCAAACCCCAGGUUGGGUAAAUUUUCUAUAACCAGAAAGAUACAGUUAUUUGGAUCUGUUGGAAAGAAAUAAGGGUACAGGAAUGGUUGAGGCAGGAAUGGAGAGGGUUGAUUACACAUUGCUUUCCGGGAGUUCUGCCAUUAAACUUUGUGAUUGUCUUUUC